Molecule: messenger RNA, 681 nt
Organism: Abrus precatorius (Indian licorice)
Lineage: Eukaryota; Viridiplantae; Streptophyta; Magnoliopsida; Fabales; Fabaceae
Product: expansin-A12
Exons: 3
Coding region: 127-681 (184 amino acids)
Biological process (GO): plant-type cell wall organization
Cellular component (GO): extracellular region
Source: RefSeq, a predicted model, not a curated record
GGUUGGCUUAAUGCUCAUGCAACGUUCUAUGGGGCCAAUCAAAAUCCCACCAGCCUUGGGGGAGCUUGUGGCUAUGAUGAUACCUUUCAUGCUGGGUUUGGUGUGAACACUGCGGCAGUGAGCACCAUGCUUUUCAGAGACGGUGAGGUUUGUGGUGCUUGCUACCAAGUGAUGUGUGAUUACAGGGUCGACCCAAAAUGGUGCCUCAUUCGGCGCAGUGUGACAAUAACUGCUACUAACUUUUGCCCUCCAAACAACCAUGGUGGAUGGUGUGACCCUCCAUACCAUCACUUUGACAUGUCCAUGCCUGCUUUUUUACGCAUUGCACGACAAGGCAAUGAAGGCAUUGUUCCUGUCCUUUAUAGAAGGGUGGCAUGCAAAAGAAGAGGGGGAGUGAGGUUCACAUUGAAGGGGCAAUCCAAUUUCAACAUGGUGAUGAUAUCAAACGUUGGUGGUAGUGGGGAUGUUAAGGCUGUGUGGAUCAGAGGAUCCAGAAAUGGAGUAUGGUUGCCAAUGCAUAGGAAUUGGGGUGCUAACUGGCAAAGCAGCGCAGAUCUUAGAAACCAAAGACUCUCAUUCAAAAUGACUUUGGUUGAUGGUAAGACAUUGGUGUUUCUCAGUGUGGUGCCUUCAACUUGGAGAUUUGGACAAACUUUUUCGUCACACAAUCAGUUCUUUUAG